Messenger RNA from Prunus mume (Japanese apricot), 750 nucleotides. The record is from RefSeq and is a predicted model, not a curated record. NCBI's taxonomy places the organism in Eukaryota, Viridiplantae, Streptophyta, Magnoliopsida, Rosales, Rosaceae.
AUGGCCUCCAAGAAUGUUGACGGUCAAGAAAAAAUGUCAUGGCCUCCAAGACAUGAGACAAUAUUCAUACAUCUAUUGCAUGAACAUGUGAAGAAGGGUGACUUGCAGACAUCAACUUUUAAAAUGAAAGUUUGGGCAGAAAUAAGUGAUGAGUUGUAUGCACAAUGUGGACUAAAAUGCACUAUUCCACAACUUAAAUCUAACUUUAAUAGAUUGCGAAAAGUGCAUCGGUACUUCUCAGACUUGAUUGAGCAUACAAUAUUUGGGUGGGAUCCUAUUGCAAACACAGUGACUGCCUUAGAGGAUGUUUGGGCAAGUUAUUUGAAGAGUAAGCCAAAAGCGAAGCAAUUUCGCACGCAAGACUUAGAGGACUAUCAAGUUUUAGGGGAGAUAUUCAACACUACUAUUGCAACCGGGCGGUUGCAUUAUGCCUCUAGUCAACUUCCUCCUAACUCAGAUGAUAAACGUGAGUUAGAAAACAACUUCCUUAACACCGGAGUUCACAUCGAUGUUGACUUGGAUGAUGAUGGUGACAAGCCUCAACUUGAAAAGGAAAAGAGUCUUGAGGCAUCUAGCACCUCUAAGGAGAUGUAUUCGAUUGAAGAAUGCAUAGAAAUUUUUGAGACAAUGGGAGACAUUGAUAACGAUACAUUCAACAAGAUGCUAGAAAAGAUAGUGCUUAUUGAAUGGAGGAAAAUCUUUGUUACAAUGCCAGCAGCUAGGAAGAGAGCUUGGUUGGCUAGUCUUUAG